ACUGAAGCUCAUUAGGUAGAUGAGAUAAAUUGGUGUCAGUCUUGAUGACCGAACCGUAUUAUUUUGGUGUUGUAGGUAUUCAUUUGCAAACAGUAGAGCAUCAGCAGCGAAAGUGUAAGCAUUAAAACUCGUCGAAGUCAUCAGAAAAUUUUGUGCGUUCUCAGCUUUGUGAAUUUCAAUACGUAAAUUAUUUAAUAAAUAUGGCGAAACCGUAUGUGCGUAUAACCGAGCAACCAGCAGAAAAGUCUUACCGAUUUCGAUAUAAAAGUGAAGGACGACUAAAUGGUUCAAUUCCCGGAGCAAAUUCAACACCACAAAAAUCGACGUAUCCGGCUAUUGAAAUUGGUAAUUUUACUGGAAUUGCUGAAAUACAUAUAUCUUGUGUUACUCACAAUGAUAAACCACCAAGACAACAUCCGCAUAAUCUAAUAGCGGGCAAAGGGACAAACGAAUCAAUUAUGAAGGUGAAUGUCAACCAAAAGAAAGUGGUCGAAUUCAAGGACAUUGGAAUCGUUUGCGUUAAAAAGGAGGAGAUUGUCAAAUCCUUGGAGGUGCGAAAAAAGCAAAAUAUCGAUCCAACAAAAGGCGGUUGGCAUCAUAUGAUAAGCCCAUACACAUCGAUCGAUUUGCGUCGUGUGCGUUUAUGUUUUGAUGUAGAAUACCUCGAAAAAGAUAAUACUUGGAAACAUUUGGGAUAUGCAAUUUCCAAUGCGAUCAUCGAUAAGAAGUCGAAUGGUCAAUUAAAGAUAAUUGACAUCAGCUCGAAACGUUCGACCGUAAAUGGUGGCAAACGGAUUAUUUUACUUUGUGACAAAGUAAAACGUGAAGAUAUUUCAGUUAUUUUCUACGAAGAAGACAAUGAUCGCAAGGUGAUUUGGCGAGAGGAGAUCAACUAUAAAAAUUCGACAACGAUGAGAGUACAUCAUCAGUAUGCGAUUUCAUUUAAUACGCCGGAAUAUAAGGAGUUCGAUAUUAGAGAGACAAGAAAAGUAUUCAUUCAAUUAUAUCGGCCAUCGGAUAGUGAAGUGGGUGAUCCCGUUGACUUUGAAUUCAUACCGAAUCCACAAAGCACUCGAUUGAUACACAAGAAGAAAAAACGAAUGAGCGAACGAUCCAGAGAAAUAUUGGAGUCAAUUUCGAACUUGAAAAAGGCAGAAAAAUCGAAAUAUGCACAAGAAGACGUAUUGACGCCGACAAAUGGAACCAAUGCAGUUGAAUGUUCAGUUAAUCCUCAGCCGCUCAUCGAAAUUGCUACCGAUGUCAAAGAAGAGAUUGAAGUCCCAUCGCAUAACUUUACACAUAAUCAAUUUCAACAAACGACAAACGGGCAACAUCCGUACCAGCGGCAAAUGACCAAUGCAAAUCUCUUCGACGAACCGUACAAUUCAUAUCAAAGCAACUAUCCACAGUAUUACUACAAUUCGUACACACAAAGUAAUAACUAUUUUGGUGAACCGUCACACACACCGUACAAUCCUGGGCAUAUUCUUGUGCCGUUCACGUCACAACAACCAUAUCAAGAAACUUAUCAACUAAAACAAGAGCCUCAAAAACAACAACAAUAUCACAUUCAACCACAACCGUCGACAACUUCAAAUGCAUUUAAAAGUGGACAUCAGUACGGCAGAUACAUGGAUCAACCAACUACGAGCUCUGCUUUGCCGUCAACAUCUAGCAAUCCCAUUGCAUAUGCGACAAACAAUGUACCAGUUACAAAUGACCUUUUGGCGAUUAACGAUUUGCCCGAGUAUGAUUCCAAUUUGUUUGAUAUUAAUACCGAUAUUAAUACUGAUAUAAACGAACUAUCAGAGAAUUUGGAUAGCAUGAAAAUUAGUACUUAUGAUAAUUAA
This is a messenger RNA of Contarinia nasturtii (swede midge), 1850 nucleotides long. RefSeq names its product embryonic polarity protein dorsal-like. Gene Ontology annotation, biological process: inflammatory response; non-canonical NF-kappaB signal transduction; innate immune response. Bases 201 to 1850 code for a protein of 549 amino acids. Lineage: Eukaryota; Metazoa; Arthropoda; Insecta; Diptera; Cecidomyiidae. The transcript has 6 exons. The record is from RefSeq and is a predicted model, not a curated record. Gene Ontology annotation, molecular function: DNA-binding transcription factor activity; DNA binding. Gene Ontology annotation, cellular component: cytoplasm.